AUGAAUCCCAUAGAGGCUGUCACCACCUCUCCAUCUGCCCUCCUGCUACUUCCACCACCACCAUCCUUCUCGUUUGAUCAAGUCAAAGAUGUAUUUGAGACUGCGGUAUCAGAUGCCCUGGUGAAACUCCAGAAGACCCCUAACCGUUCUGGGUGUGCACCGACCCUCGACAUUGCUGCAGAUAUUCCUGGAUUAUUAUCUCCUGCCUGCAGACCUCGAUCAAAGAUCUUCCCUCAACUACAACAUUACCUUACCAGUAUUUAUACUCUAAUUGGGGCCGUCGCAACAGAGCGUAGUAUUGAACUAGACACGCCCGGUGGUAUUAAUACGAGGGUAAUUUUCGUCGACUCUUCACUCUCUCAUCAAAUAUUUGCAUCUGCUAGCCGUUCAGCAAUUGGGCCAAUUCUCGAUCUGCAGACUCUGGCAGAGGCAGUGCAAAGCCAGUAUCGAAAAUGGUCCCACAUAUUUUAUUUGGGCAGCAAAGCUGGCAAAGAGCUAGCUCAGGCCUUUGUGAGUCUUGCCCCGAGUUCUUCACAAGAUCGCAUGACAUCGAUCCUUCAGUCGUUCAGUUGCGGGGACUGGUCUGUUCCGCUGCCUGUGCUGGUUCCUGAGGAUCAGCAGUCGUCAAUGCCCCACUAUUCGGUGGCGGUGGGAGGUACUUUUGAUCAUCUUCAUCUUGGUCACAAGCUUCUCCUCACGGCUACGGCUUUGGCCUUGGAGCCUUCAUAUGCAACCGAUGAAAGCCAAGAAUCGCUGUUAACAGUCGGAGUGACUGGAGACGCACUGUUGGUAAAUAAGAAGUAUGCGGAGUUUUUAGAAGACUGGAACCAGCGCUUCCUUGUCAGUCAAGGGUUUCUCAUGGACAUCAUGAAUUUCUCGGGCUCUUUGGAGGUGAAUAAGACCAUCACCCCCGACGGAAAAGGAAGUUUGAUCCUCACGACCAUCCAACCACACAGUCCAGGAACAGGAGUGACGUUGAAGUUUGUGGAGUUCUUCGAUAUAUGUGGACCCACAGUCACCGAUGAAGGUAUCAGUGCGCUUGUGCUAUCCAAGGAAACACAAGCCGGAGGGGCUAUAGUGAAUAAUGAGCGAGUGAAGAAGGGAUGGAAGCCACUGGUUAUAUUUGAAGUGGAUGUGCUUCAGACGGGAGAGACAAUGAAUACCGAAGGAUUCGAAUCCAAAAUCAGCAGCACAAACAUUCGACGCACGCUAUCCAAGGCAUGA
Penicillium taxi is the source of this 1224-nucleotide messenger RNA. RefSeq names its product putative pantetheine-phosphate adenylyltransferase. The transcript has a single exon. The record is from RefSeq and is a predicted model, not a curated record. Gene Ontology annotation, biological process: coenzyme A biosynthetic process. The coding region runs from base 1 to 1224 and encodes 407 amino acids. NCBI's taxonomy places the organism in Eukaryota, Fungi, Ascomycota, Eurotiomycetes, Eurotiales, Aspergillaceae. Gene Ontology annotation, molecular function: dephospho-CoA kinase activity.